Molecule: messenger RNA, 2211 nt
Organism: Danio rerio (zebrafish)
Lineage: Eukaryota; Metazoa; Chordata; Actinopteri; Cypriniformes; Danionidae
Source: RefSeq, a predicted model, not a curated record
AUGUUAGCAGAAGGAUAUUCCCUCAGACUGGUGAAUGGUACUAAUGACUGCUCUGGGAGAGUGGAGAUCCUGUAUAAUGGUGUGUGGGGAACCGUGUGUGAUGAUUCCUGGGACCUGAAUGAUGCUGCUGUGGUGUGCAGACAGCUGGGAUGUGGAGGAGCUGUUAAUGCAUCACAGAGUGCUUCAUUUGGCCAGGGAAGUGGUCAGAUCUGGUUGGAUAAUGUGGGAUGUUCAGGAAGUGAAUCCUCACUCACAGACUGCUCACACCGUGGUUUUGGAGAACAUAACUGUGGACACCAUGAAGAUGCAGGAGUUGUCUGCUUAAAAGACAUUAGAUUGGUUGGUGGGAAUUAUUCAUGCUCUGGGAGAGUGGAGAUCCUGUAUAACGGCAUGUGGGGAACCGUGUGUGAUGAUGACUGGGACAUGAAUAAUGCUGCUGUGGUGUGCAGACAGAUGGGAUGUGGUGGAGCUGUCAGUGCACCACAGAGGGCUUCUUUUGGCCAGGGAAAUGGUCGAAUCUGGUUGGAUGAUGUCAGAUGUUCAGGACAGGAAUUCUCCCUCACAAACUGCUCACACCGUGGUUUUGGAGAACAUGACUGUGGACACCAUGAAGAUGCAGGAGUUGUCUGCUUAGCUCUAAGUGAAGUGAAACUGGUGAAUGGUACUAAUGACUGCUCUGGUAGAGUGGAAAUCCUUUAUAAUGGCACGUGGGGAACCGUGCGUGAUGAUAACUGGGACAUGAAAGAUGCUGCUGUGGUGUGCAGACAGAUGGGAUGUGGAGGAGCUGUUAGUGCACCAAAUAAUGUUUCUUUUGGCCAGGGAAGUGGUCCGAUUUGGUUGAAUAAUGUCAGAUGUUCAGGAAAUGAAUCCUCCCUUAGAGACUGCUCACAUCAUGGUUUUGGAGUAAAUAACUCUAGACAUUAUGAAGAUGCUGGAGUUGUCUGCUUAAAGGACAUUAGAUUGGUUGGUGGGUUUCAUUCUUGCUCUGGGAGAGUGGAGAUCCUGUAUAAUGGCACGUGGGGAACCGUGCGGGAUGAUAACUGGGACAUGAAAGAUGCUGCUGUGGUGUGCAGACAGAUGGGAUGUGGAGGAGCUGUUAGUGCACCAAAUAAUGUUUCUUUCGGCCGGGGAAGUGGUCCGAUCUGGUUAAAUAAUGUGAGAUGUUCAGGAAAUGAAUCCUCCCUUAGAGACUGCUCACAUCAUGGUUUUGGAGUAAAUAACUCUAGACAUUAUGAAGAUGCUGGAGUUGUCUGCUUAAAGGACAUUAGAUUGGUUGGUGGGUUUCAUUCUUGCUCUGGGAGAGUGGAGAUCCUGUAUAACGGCACGUGGGGAACCGUGUGUGAUGAUGACUGGGACAUGAAUGAUGCUGCUGUGGUGUGCAGACAGAUGGGAUGUGGAGAAGCUAUUAGUAAAGAAAGUGAUGCUUCUUUUGGCCUGGAAAGUGGUCAGAUCUGGUUGGAUGGUGUGAGAUGUUCAGGAAGUGAAUCUACACUCAGAGACUGCUCACACCGUGGUUUUGGAGUAAAUAACUGUAAACACCAAAAAUAUGCAGGAGUUGUCUGCUUAGACAUUAGAUUGGUUGGUGGGUUUCAUUCAUGCUCUGGGAGAGUGGAGAUCCUGUAUAACAGCACGUGGGGAACCGUGUGUGAUGAUGACUGGGACAUGAAUGAUGCUGCUGUGGUGUGCAGACAGAUGGGAUGUGGAAGAGCUGUCAGUGCACCACAGAGUGCUUCUUUUGGCCAGGGAAGGAAUCAGAUCUGGUUGAAUGAUGUCAAAUGUUCAGGAAAUGAAUCCUCACUCACAAACUGCUCACACCGUGGUUUUGGAGUAAAUAACUGUGGACAUCAAAAAGAUGCGGAAGUUGUCUGCUUAGACAUUAGAUUGGUCCCACCAAUCUUCAACAAGUUUGAUUCAUGCUGUGGACGAGUGGAGAUCCACCACAAUGGCGAGUGGGGAAGUGUGUGUGAUGAAAACUGGGACAUGAAUGAUGCUGCUGUGGUGUGCAGACAGUUACAGUGUGGAUCAGCCAUCAGUGCACCUUAUAGUGCUGCAUUUGGUGAAGGCAGUGGAUCUAUCUGGCUGGAUGAGGUUAACUGUACAGGAAGUGAAGAAAGUCUCAUUCAGUGUUCACACAAUGGAGUAGGAAAACAUAACUGUAAUCACGGUGAAGUUGCUGGUGUUGUUUGUUACGGUACAGACACAUGUGUCUAA